AUGAUAUUUAGCAAAGGUCAAGUGGAAAAUUAAGAGUUUUGGAAUAAAACUGAUAUUCCAUUAUUUGAAAAGGAAGACUUUCAAAAUGUGUAAGUGUUAAUGGGUAAUUUUACAAAAGUUGGAAGGACAUUCAAAUAGAGAUGUCUCAGAACUUACUUUCUGGUUAAAUAAUUUUUAUUAUACUCUGAUGUAGGAAGUGGUAACAAUAUUAAAGGAUUUGUAUAAUUGGAUACUGUAUAUUGUUAAUUUAAUUAAUUGGAAACAGGAUUUUAAAUAGCAUUAAUAAAUAAUGGUUAUUAGAUUCACUUAAAUACAGAGGAUAAGCAAUAAUUUAAAAUCUGGGUAGACGCAUUGUCAAAUUGUUGUAUCUUAAGUGAUUUUGAUAAAGUAUACAAACUAGGAAUGUAAAUAGGUUAGGGAAGUUUUUCAACAGUAAAAGAAAUAUAUAUAUAUUUUAAGGUUCAUUAAUGUUUCAAUAAGGAAGGAGAGAUAUAUGCUGUGAAAAUAAUAAAAAAACAAACAAUAAAAUAAUUUAAUAAAAAUAAGAGUUAUGAGGAAUAAUUAUUAAAUGAAAUCUAAACUUUAAGAAUGUUUAAUCAUGCAAAUAUUUUAAAAUUAUAUAGAGUUUAUGAAAAUCAAUAAAAAAUAUGUUUAUUGACAGAUUAUAUUGAGGGUUCAGAGUUAAUAUCUCAAUAAUCCUCAAAAAAAGUAUAUUCUUCAGAGUAAUUAAGAAUAAUGAUAAUUCGUCUUUUAAGUGCAGUUGAAUAGAUUCAUGAAUAAAAAGUAAUGCAUAGAGAUAUUAAACCAUAAAACAUUCUAUUAAAUAAUAAUGAUAUUUAAAAUCCUAUUCUAAUUGAUUUUGGAUUGGCUGCAUUUACAUGGUAAAAGAAUUUACCAUUUCCAUAAUGUGGAAGUCCAGGGUAUUAUAUAUAUAUUAAUAUUAAUUAUAGUUAUUCAGCACCAGAAGUAUUAAAAUAUGAUGAAUCUAAAAAACUAUACAAUCAAUAAUGUGAUAUUUUCAGUUUAGGAAUAACAUUAUUUGUAGUUCUUUAUGGAUAUAAUCCAUUUAAAUAGAAGGAUUUAAAAUAAACAAUUAAAAAAAAUACUGAUGGAUAUUUUGAAAUACCUUCAUCCAAAUAUCCUAAAUCAUGUAAUCUGCUCUUUAUUAAUAUUCGUUAGUGGAGAAUCUUAUUUGUUAAAUGACAAAAAAGUACCCUAAAGAUAGGAUAACUAUAAGUGAUGCAUUAAAUCAUUCAUUUUUUAAGACUCCCUUUUUUUGUUAAAUUCAAUUACCCAAAUAAAUUAUAUCUAAAUAAUAUCAUGAUAUUAUUGCCAAAGGAGAUAACAAUAUAAAUAUGCAUGCUAGUAUGGAAAUGGAAUAAGGAGUUAAUUAUGUUAGUUAAGCAAAUACUUAAACAACACCUUAAAAUAAUGGAUAUAAAAAUAGAACUAUAUCUUAAUUGAGUGUUCCUAUUAGUAGAAAAAGUUAAGAUUAUUAAAAACAAUAAGAAAUUAGUUCAUAAUCUAGAACAUCUAAUGAUAAAGAUGGUAAUAUUUAAGAUAAAAUAUGUAAACCUUCUAAAACCUUAUAAUGUCAAAAAAGUAUGUAAUUUGAUUUUGAUGAUGAAUAUCAGUUAAAUAAUUUAGAACAUGAUAAUAAUUAUGUAGAUUAAGAACAUUUAUAUAAACUUAAUUUUUCUAUUAAUUAAAAGCUAUUUUAAACCUCUAAAUUAAUUAUGGAUAAACAUGAUAAUUGA
Molecule: messenger RNA, 1757 nt
Organism: Paramecium sonneborni
Lineage: Eukaryota; Ciliophora; Oligohymenophorea; Peniculida; Parameciidae
Source: the annotation of a GenBank genome assembly